This is a messenger RNA of Gasterosteus aculeatus aculeatus (three-spined stickleback), 2619 nucleotides long. Its product is annotated as ras-related protein Rab-39B. NCBI's taxonomy places the organism in Eukaryota, Metazoa, Chordata, Actinopteri, Perciformes, Gasterosteidae. The record is from RefSeq and is a predicted model, not a curated record. Gene Ontology annotation, molecular function: GTP binding; GTPase activity. Gene Ontology annotation, biological process: Rab protein signal transduction.
AGGAGUUGUGUGAUGCUCCUGUUGUGUCCCGCUGCCAUUUCAUCCGCGGAUCAUCGCGGAAAUAUCAACUGUCAAAUUAACCAGCGGCUCAUCCGAUCCGUCGGUUUGAACACUCAGCAGGAGGGGUUUGAUCGUUGAAUGUUGAGGGUGAACAAGCGAGAUUCUUAAUAUGAUCUAAGUUAUUGUCCUGUUAUUUCUGUUAUUCAAGCCCUGCUAUUCUGGAAGAUCAUUUUUAGAAGACAUAAUCAUCGACAUGGGGUUUGUUUUUCACAGGCACUGACCUCUUAACUUUAAGAUUUUAUUUUGGUGAGACAUGGAGACGAUAUGGCUCUAUCAGUUUCGUCUGAUUGUCAUCGGAGACUCCACAGUCGGCAAGUCUUGUCUGAUCCGGAGGUUCACCGAGGGCCGCUUCGCCCAGGUGUCAGACCCGACGGUGGGGGUGGACUUCUUCUCCCGCCUGGUGGAGGUCGAGCCGGGCAAAAGAAUCAAACUACAGAUCUGGGACACUGCAGGGCAGGAGAGGUUCAGGUCCAUCACCAGAGCUUACUACCGUAACUCUGUGGGGGGGCUCCUGCUCUUCGACAUCACAAACCGCCGCUCCUUCCAAAACGUCCACAACUGGCUGGAAGAGGCGCAGAGCCACGUGCAGCCACACAACAUUGUCUUCCUGCUGGUCGGUCACAAGUGCGACCUGGAGGAGCAGCGUCAGGUGAGCCAGCAGGAGGCCGAGAAGCUGGCCGGGGCCUACGGGAUGCGCUACGUGGAGACGUCGGCGCGGGAAUCCGUCAACGUGGAGAAGGCGUUUGUGGAUCUGACGAGGGACAUCUUUGAGCUGGUGCGCAGCGGAGACAUUAAGAUCCAGGACGGCUGGGAGGGCGUCAAGAGCGGAUUUGUUCCUAACAUCGUCCAUUCCUCCGAGGAAGUCACCAAGGGCGCCCGCCAGUGCUUCUGUUGAUUCACCUCGCUGCAGCCUGGGGUGGCGGGUCGAGGCGAGGGCGGAGAGGAGGGGGGGUGACAGGUACUAGUACUACUAGUAGGACUCCAAUCUGUUGGAGCUCUGUCUCAAGACUUGGGGGCACCAUGGCCAGUUUUCUCUGGAACGUGUGAUAUUUGCCCUGCUCAAUUACGCAAUUUGCUUCUAUAUAUGAUACUUUGUUUAUCUUCCUGUGCCUGUUAAUGGCUCUUUGUUGAUGUUCCUAGCAGGAGUAGAAGCACAAGAAGCAUCCUGGUCUUUUCUGUUUGCAUGUGUGCGUGUGUGUGUGUGUGUGUGACUGCCUCUAACAACACUCCUGGUCUCUGCAGCUCUCCACACAUCUGCUUUACCGCACUUUGCUUUCCUGAAGUGCACAGUUACACCCCAGUGGCUAGUGAUGUUGUCGGUGCACUUCUCUUGAAGACUGAUAGUCAGUGAAACGUGUGAACUUCAAUCUGAAUCAGAGACGCAAAGAGUGAACCUUCCCUAUUCCUUUACGUGCAUAAUAUAUAUUGCAACCGUGUGCGGACUAUUUAACCAUCUAUUUAGCUGGUGAGAAACGAGACAGAAAGAGAUGCUGCACUGCACAUCCAAGUGGCUUAUAACUAAAACAGAGCGGAUGAUAAUGCAAAGUAAACUCCAAUUGAACCAAAGUCUGAGGCUCGGCUGGAGUUUUUGUUUGUCCGUCUGACUGCGACCUGCCAACGAAUGCUUGAGAAGGAGUUUGCACUGUGAGAAUGUUUGACAUCUGCCGAAAAGAGUCGAUACUGUAGCCAAGAGCCAUCAUGGCUUAAGAAUAGCAAGGAGAUGAAUCAAUAUGUUAGGUAUCCACGUUCAUGUUUACUACCCUCUGUUGGAUCAGUGAUGAGAUGAGAAUCCUUAAAACCUUUUGUUUGGAAUGCCCAAUAUGUUCAAUAUGAAAUCAUCGGAGACCAUUGUUAUAUCAUUAUUUGCAUUUUCGAAUAGCUGUUUUUGUUGCACAGCGGCAUAACAGGAGUAUAUUUCAUACCAUAUUUAAUUUUAUAAAUUCAGUUUUCAGUGGUGCUGUCAGCAGCCCGGUGCCCCCAUCAACAACUGCUAUCAGAUGUAUCCCUUUAUCGUUUUAGGGCUCUAUUGGAAAGGGAUUUCAUUGGUUUGUUUAAAUAUGCAUUAACAUUUAACAUGAAAUGGUACCUUCAGGUCAUAUAUGUAUCCUCGUACUUUUCCCUGCAAUCCAUUUAUAGAUUCAUAUCCAUAUUUAAUCAUUGCAUGCAUCCAUUCAAACUCAUAUUUUCCAAGGAAAGAAAAUAUUCUUGAUAUAAUGUAAAUACACAUUUCACUUCAGUUCCUGGAAUCUCAUCAGAGCAGCAAUAAUAAAGAUAGAAAUGUAUGUACAAAACCCUGAAGGGCAGUCGGGGUCUCUAUUUCGAGAGCCUUUUGAAGGAGCAAAGCAUACACGCAUUCAACUUCCUGUUCAUAGAGGAAACUGUGUUUUUUCUGUGUAUAUCAAAAACUAAACCGUUAGAUGGCAGCAAACACAUCGGUGUUGCUAACAAACCUGUAAAAAUGUAUUUUAAACCUAACCGUGAAAUGUUGAGUCUUUAAUGUUGUUGUGACUCUGGGAUUUUGCUCAAAUGUAAUCAAUAAUAAAUGCCUUGAGAAAUUAA